Messenger RNA from Zeugodacus cucurbitae (melon fly), 3717 nucleotides. RefSeq lists its product as uncharacterized. Gene Ontology annotation, biological process: negative regulation of cytoplasmic translation. The transcript has 10 exons. NCBI's taxonomy places the organism in Eukaryota, Metazoa, Arthropoda, Insecta, Diptera, Tephritidae. The coding region runs from base 772 to 3066 and encodes 764 amino acids. Gene Ontology annotation, molecular function: translation factor activity, RNA binding; ribosome binding; mRNA 3'-UTR binding. The record is from RefSeq and is a predicted model, not a curated record. Gene Ontology annotation, cellular component: neuron projection; nucleus; cytoplasm.
AGAAUUUUGCCUCGCAGUUACUGAUUUUAGUUGGAAGGUGAGGUUUUAAUUUUUUAACCGAACGCCGAGAAAGACAAAAGUGCAAAAAGUAUUUUUUAUUAAAUACAAAAAUAUAAGAAGAACCACAUAGAAAUCAUACAAAAUAAACCUCAGCAGAAGGCAAUUGUAAUAAAACGAGCAUUUUUUAAUGAAAUCUUUUUUUCUUUCGUUUUAAAUAAUCGAAGAGUGUGAUUGUGUGCCGAAAAGUGUUGUUGUUGUGAUUGCUUGCCGAGUGUGUUUCACAACUAAGUGUGCAAUCAUAUUUAGAAUAAAAAAAAAAAAUUAGAAAAUUUGCGAGAAAAAAAGAAGAACAACGUAAACGUGUACCCGAGGGCACAGGUGCGCGAGGCGUGUGAAAAAGUAACGGUGCGUACGCUUCCGUUUCGCAAUUCGCAUAUUUAACGCCAUUGAAACGUGGAAAACGUGCUUCCAACUAGCCCCACAUACACUACACAGGCAGCAGCAGCAGCUCGGGAGCAGCCCAGCGUACCAACGUACGCCAAUAUAUAGCGACCGCUGUGCCAGUGCCAGUGCCAAGCUGUGCGUGCCGGUCAGGGCGUGCAGUGCUCGGCGUUAUCACUAGUAGCGCAUACGCGUGUUUCCUGUGCCUCUGUGCCUGCAAGUGCCAGUGCUGUGGCCUGUGCUUGGUGUCGAGCGACGUUCGCGUAGCCAGUGAACGCUUAAAACAUAUUGAAAUUACGGUUUGAUGCGCAUGAUUCAACAGCUUCCAAUAUGAGGUCCUUAUCAAGUGCUGGUGCUGAUAUUCUAACAAAACACUCGAUUAAUUCCUUGCUGGAACAACGCCAAGAUUUCCUAACUAGACGCAAUGAGACUGCUGACGAGCUAAUAACACCUUUGAAUGAACCGCCGAUUGCCAUUAAUGAUUUUCUUGGCUUUGGCAAAUCGACCACAAAUCCGCUGCUGUUGGGCACCAACGGGGACACGCUGUCUACUUCGAUGGCCGCCUACACGCCAUUAACACCGAGCUCAUCGCAAUCGUCUGCCUCGCCCGGCACCAUGUCAGCGAAUUCUUUUGAUAUCUUUCAGUUUGAAAAUGUUGCACAAAAUAACACACCACUUAAGGUAUUUCAAAGAAACAUCAGCUUCGAUUGUUCUGCACCUUUAUCGCCAAGUACGCCCACCACUAUUUACAAUCGCUCUUUUCUCAAUUCACCUUUAGUCAGCGAUGGCAGCAACUCAUCGAGCGCCAAUGGUUUAUCGGUUGAUUCGAUACCAUUGAUGUAUCAGAAUAAUUUUGUUGGCAACGGCAUUGGUGGUUGCCUCUCGAAUAGUCGCUCCAACUCGCCGGAGAGUCAAAAUAGCAAUCAAUCCAAUGUGGAGCAUAAUUUGAUAGAUAUGAUCAACCUGCUCUCUGUAGCGGAAAAUAAUGACGCGCAAAUGUCACUGCAACAGCAGCAGCAAUUGUCAACGCAGCUGUCGCAACAGCAACUCUCACAGCUGUCAACACAGCAGCAACAACAGCUUCAAUCAUCACUACAUUUCGAGCAGUCGCUGCCAUUCGGACAACAACAGCAACAGCAGCAAACAUCUACUACCUCUCUGGGAAAUCUGGGGAAUGCCAAUAACGGUAUGUCUGGCUUUACCACAAAUCUCUUCGACGAGCAGCAAUUGCAGAACUUCGACGCGCUUACCGCGGUCGAUUUGGAAUUGUCGAAGUUGCAGAAUAUGCAGGCAUUCAACACCCUGAAGCUGCUGCAAGCGCAGUCGCAACAGGUGUCACUGCUCAAUCACCUUCUACAGGGCUACAGCAAUGGCAUGAAUCAGUUCAAGGGCUUACCGCAGCCACAGGCACAACCGCAAUCGGCCGCCGCCGCAGAUGCGCAUUUGGACCGCGUUGCGAAGUUCUAUCGCAGCUCGGCUGCGCUCUACGAUGCCACUUGCACUUGGAGCGGGCAGUUGCCACCGCGUUCGCAUCGCAUGUUGAACUAUUCACCGAAAGUGUUUCUGGGCGGCAUACCCUGGGACAUAAGCGAACAAUCGCUGAUACAGAUAUUCAAACCAUUUGGACAAAUUAGAGUCGAAUGGCCCGGCAAGGAGCAGCAAGCGGCGCAACCGAAGGGCUAUGUCUACAUCAUCUUUGAAUCCGAUAAACAAGUGAAGGCUUUGCUAUCCGCUUGUGUUUUGCAAGUCGAUGAUUCGCAGAGUGGUGGCAUUUAUUACUUCAAGAUUUCAUCUCGACGCAUUAAAGCCAAGGAUGUUGAGGUCAUCCCUUGGAUUAUCGCCGAUUCAAACUUUGUCAAGUCUACGUCACAGAAAUUAGAUCCAACCAAAACCGUAUUUGUGGGUGCAUUGCAUGGCAAGCUCACUGCAGAGGGUUUGGCUAAAAUAAUGGAUGACCUCUUCGAUGGUGUGCUAUACGCAGGUAUCGACACCGACAAAUACAAGUAUCCCAUUGGUUCCGGACGUGUUACUUUCAACAACAAUCGCUCCUACAUGAAGGCCGUUUCGGCAGCGUUCAUCGAAAUACGCACCUCUAAGUUCACCAAAAAAGUGCAGGUUGAUCCUUAUCUCGAAGACUCGCUUUGUUCCAUUUGUGGUGUGCAGCAUGGACCAUAUUUCUGUCGUGAACUAUCGUGCUUUAGAUACUUCUGUCGCGCUUGCUGGCAGUGGCAACACUCCGCCGAUGGCGUUAAGAAUCACAAACCGCUAACGAGAAACUCCAAAUCGCAAAUGUUGGUUGGCAUUGGGCCGAGCUCCAGCACAGCUUCCUUGUCAUCGUUGAGCUCCACACCACAGCCACAGCCACAGCAACAGCAGCAUACAACACAGCAGUCGCAACAACAGCAGCAUCAGCAGCACCAGCAGGCGCAUGCUCAUCAGAAUCACUUGAACGGUGGCUAUCAGUUGGAGCAUGCCCAACAGCAACAAAGCAAUGCGCACAUGCAGCGAUUGAAUCAAUUGCAACAACAACAACGGACUUCGCCACAACCCAUGUUUCAACUGAGCCAACAAUUACAACACCAACAGCAACAACAACAACAAAAUCAGCAACAAUCUAUAUUUUAAGCCGUGCUUUGUUAGAUUUAAGCGCCAAAAAGAAAGAAAAGUCAAUGGAAUUGUUAAGUUGCUAGUUGAACUAGCUUAUCACACACACACCUACAUAUAUCUAGAUACAUAUAUGCAUAUACAUAUAUCUCUAUCGACAUAUAUCCAAUUGAAUAGUGUGUAAACUAAUUUAGUUACAAACCGAGAUUUUUUUACAAUUCUCUUUUUUUUCUGUUAAUUCUUUAUGAUUUUUGUUAUACCUAAUUGUAAGCGAACACAAAAUGUAGUUUUUUUUUUUAUUUCUUGUAAAUAUUGUAUAGUUUUUUUUAGGGACAUAAUUAUUAUUAUUACUAUUUUUGUUGUUUUUUUUUUCUUCUCUUUUGAAAACGCUUAUCCGCAUUGAGGCACUCAUUUGAGUUGAGCGACAAAUUUAAUUAUAACUUUUAGGUUUUUAGUUAUCUAUGUAAUAUAGGCUGCCAAUUGCUGCAUUGUAUAUAUACAUACAUACAGACAUCAAUAAGUAUCUACUCAUGUAACAUAUCAACUGAUUGUAAUUUUAUUUUAAGCUUAUAUACAUAUGUACAUACAAACAAACACACAUACUUAGAGUUGCUUUCUAAAAGCUGAAUUGUUUAUCAAUUAAUUUUGUUUGUUUGCUCGAACUCAUACAUA